Microplitis mediator is the source of this 2108-nucleotide messenger RNA. RefSeq lists its product as uncharacterized. Bases 134 to 1888 code for a protein of 584 amino acids. Lineage: Eukaryota; Metazoa; Arthropoda; Insecta; Hymenoptera; Braconidae. The record is from RefSeq and is a predicted model, not a curated record. The transcript is spliced from 2 exons.
CAUAUAUUCACAAUUUGUAGGUAGUACAAGAACUGAAAAAUAAUUUUUGGUUGCCAGUAUACCUGUAGUCGUUGCACUGAUCAGUCGAUAGUUUUGUGAUAAAUUAUUUCUCAAGUGAAUUAAAUUAUUAACCAUGGGACGUGAUUCUAGAAAGGUUUCAAGAGAACUUCGGAGUUCUGAAAAAAUUAAUAAGUCGCGUUCAGUCAAAAGAAAGAAUGUUUUUAAUCCGAAAACAGCCGAACGUGAUGAAAGUAUUCAGAGUACAUCUUCUAAAAAAUUAAAACAAAACACUGAAGAUGAUGUACCUGAAGACAGCAGUACUGAAUUUCGAAUAAUAAAUUUUAUUCAGGUAUUCACUGCAAUUUCUGCUCUUAUAAAAUGUAAAAAAUGUGAUGGAAAUGUAGUGUUUCAAACAGCAAGUACACGUGGGCUGGGAUUCAAAAUUGUAGUUGCAUGUAAUAACUGUGGAAAUGAAUAUAUUCCUUCCUGUUCUUUCGUUGGGCAUUCUUAUGAAAUAAACAGACGUUUCAUUUUUGUAAUGAGAAUACUAGGAAUAGGAUACGAAGGAUUGUGCAAGUUUUGCGGCCUGAUGGACAUGCCGUCUUUUUUAGAUAAAUCUACGCAUACAAUUUUACUGAAACAGAUUUUGAAUUGUAGUAAAGCCGUCGCAGAAACCUUCAUGACGAAAGCUGUGAAUGAAGAAAAGCAAGCAAUGCCAACAACUGAAAAUGAAGAUAUAAAUCAUCUAACUGUAUCGGGAGAUGGAACCUGGCAAAAACGGGGAUAUACAUCGUCAUUUGGAGUUUCUUCUAUAAUUGGCUAUUUUACUGGAAAGAUUCUUGACAUAAACAUUAAAAGUGCAUAUUGUAAGCUAUGUGAGUAUUGGAAAAAAAAAACAAAUACUGUUGAGUUCGAGGAAUGGUAUCAAUCGCAUGAAGAUGUGUGUUCUGCUAAUCAUCAAGGGUCUUCUGGGAAAAUGGAGGUGGAUGCGAUGGUCGAAAUGUUUUCGUAUUCUGAAACUAAAUAUGGAGUUAAGUAUGCCAACUAUAUUGGUGAUGGUGACUCCAAGACCUAUUCAGGAAUUAUAAAAUCAGAUCCUUACGAAAAUACAACUGUAAAUAUAAAGGAAUGUAUAGGGCAUGUCCAAAAGCGGAUGGGGAGUCGAUUACGUACGCUGAAGAGUAAACAAAAAGGUCUUGGUGGUCGAGGUAAGCUCACAGGAAAAUUAAUAGACAAACUAACUGUGUACUAUGGUUUAGCAAUACGCCGGCAUUGUGAUUCUAUUGAAAAUAUGAAAUCUGCUAUAAUGGCAACCUUUUAUCACUACGGCUCGAGUGAUGAAAAACCGAAUCAUGAUAUGUGUCCAAAAGGCGAAGAAUCUUGGUGCUCUUACCAGCGCGCUGAAGCAAGAGGAGAGCUUGAUACCUUUUCUCACGAUUAUUCUCCUUUACCUUCUGAUGUUUUAAAAGCUAUCAAGCCUAUAUACGAAGAUCUUAGUAAUGAAAAUUUACUUUCAAGAUGUGUAGGUGGAUUCAAUCAGAAUAAUAAUGAAAGCUUUAACCAACUAGUAUGGAAAAUAUGCCCAAAAACGGUAAAUACUAGUUUUACCAUCGUACAAAUAGCUGCAUACGUUGCUAUGUGUAUAUUUAAUGAGGGUAUAAAUUCAUUAUUAGUCUUGAUGAAUACACUAGGACUUAAUUGUGGGCCUAAUUCUCAUCGGUAUGCAGAAAGAAUGGAUGCUGCACGUAUCAAAGUAGCAGAUAAGCGCGCUAAUGAUAACACCCGAGAAGGUCGAUUGCAACGUAGGCACCAGCAAAUCGAUAUUUUGGAAGCUGCUAUGUCGGCUGAAGAGCUAUUAUAUGGUCCAGGAAUAGAUGACUCAGUAUGAAUCUCCAAGGACUUAUGAUGAUCACCGCAAAGGACUUCGGGAGGAACGGGCUCUACAAAAACAGCGAUAACUUUUUGAAUUAUUAAUUUUUUUUUUUGAAAUUUUCGUGAAGUCAAAUCGAAACGUGUUCUAAUAAAGCUAUGUUUUUAUUUUUGUCAAAUAAAGUAAUUAACUACAAAAAAAAAAUUAUUGAAAAUCAUCAUUUUUUCAUACCCCUGAG